GUGAGGAUCCUGACACAUAAAACUCGGUUAAUAAUUUCAACUGAAAAACCCUACUGUCAAAGGACAUUCGUUUGAAGACUUGUUUUUCCACAUCACCUAUCAUGGGCAAGAAAGUGGCCAUCGUGGGAGCUGGAGUCAGUGGCUUGGCCGCAAUACGGUGCUGUCUGGAGGAAGGGCUGGACCCCAUCUGCUUUGAAAGGAGCAAUGAUGUUGGAGGCCUAUGGAACUUCUCGAAUCACGUGGAGGAAGGAAGAGCCAGCAUUUACCAGUCAGUCUUCACCAACUCUUCCAAAGAAAUGAUGUGUUUUCCAGACUUCCCCUAUCCUGAUGAUUUCCCAAACUACAUGCACCACAGCAAGCUCCAAGAAUACAUCAAGUCAUUUGCUCAGAAGAAGGAUCUUCUGAGAUAUAUACAGUUUGAGAAAAAUACUGCAAUACAGAAAGGAAGAAUUCCACAAAUAGAAGGAAUUCUUCUUUUUCUCAUUUUCUUACAGACCCUGGUUUCCGGUAUAAAGAAAUGUUCGAGCUUCUUGACCACUGGCCAAUGGGUGGUUGUUACUGAAAAAGAUGGCAAGCAAGAAUCUGCGCUCUUUGACGCUGUGAUGAUCUGCUCAGGACAUCAUGUGUACCCCAACAUGCCAACUGACUCUUUUCCUGGCCUAGAGCACUUCCAAGGCAAGUGCCUGCACAGUCGGGAUUACAAGGGCCCAGGAGCUUUCCAGGGAAAGAAAGUCCUUGUGAUUGGCCUGGGGAACUCAGCAUCCGACAUUGCUGUUGAACUCAGUCGUCUGGCUACACAGGUCAUUAUCAGCACCAGAAGUGGUUCCUGGGUCAUGAGUCGGGUUUGGAAUGAUGGGUAUCCUUGGGAUAUGGUAUAUGUGACCCGAUUCGCAUCCUUCCUCCGGAAUAUCCUUCCUUCUUUUGUCUCUGACUGGUUAUAUGUCAAGAAGAUGAACACAUGGUUUAAACAUGAGAACUAUGGCCUGAUGCCUUUAAAUGGCCCCCUCAGGAAAGAGCCCGUGUUCAAUGAUGAGCUCCCAGCCCGCAUCCUCUGUGGCACUGUGUCCAUCAAGCCCAUGGUGACCAAGUUCACAGAGACCUCCGCUGUGUUUGAGGAUGGGACCGUGUUUGAGGCCAUUGACUGCAUCAUCUUCGCCACAGGCUAUGGCUAUGCCUACCCCUUCCUGGAUGAGUCCAUCAUCAAAAGCAGAAACAAUGAGGUCACCUUGUACAAAGGCAUCUUCCCUCCGCAACUAGAGAAACCAACCAUGGCAGUGAUUGGCCUGGUCCAGUCCCUGGGUGCUGCCAUCCCCACCGCUGACCUCCAGGCACGCUGGGCUGCUAAAGUGUUUACAAAGACAUGCAUCCUGCCAACUACAAAUGAAAUGAUGGAUGACAUCGAUGAGAAAAUGGGCAAGAAACUCAAGUGGUUUGGGCAGAGCCACACUCUGCAGACAGAUUACAUCACAUAUAUGGAUGAGCUGAGCUCCUUCAUAGGAGCCAAGCCUAACAUACCCUGGCUCUUCUUGACUGACCCCCAGCUGGCCCUGGAAGUGUACUUUGGCCCUUGUAGUCCAUAUCAGUUUCGAUUGAUGGGACCAGGGAAAUGGGAUGGAGCUAGAAAUGCCAUCCUGACCCAAUGGAAGCGGACCGUGAAGCCAACCAGGACAAGGGCUGUUGGUGAAGCACAGAGACCACGGCACCUUUAUGACUUGCUACGCAUCCUUUUCUUCCCAGUGUUCUUCCUGGCUGUUUUGCUCACCUUUUAUUAAUAACAAAGUCUGCUGGGUGCCAGAGUCCAGCCUAGAAGUGUAAUCACUUAUGUAUAAUAAAUAAACAUAUGUAGGCACACAUAAUCACCAAUGGCCCUCCUUUCCUUCCAACAGAUGUAAAAUGCAUCCUGGAUCAUUUGACUCAAAGGAUAAAUAAAAUGGAAAAUAACCA
Messenger RNA from Mastomys coucha (southern multimammate mouse), 1944 nucleotides. RefSeq names its product putative dimethylaniline monooxygenase [N-oxide-forming] 6. Lineage: Eukaryota; Metazoa; Chordata; Mammalia; Rodentia; Muridae. The transcript has 8 exons. Bases 102 to 1772 code for a protein of 556 amino acids. The record is from RefSeq and is a predicted model, not a curated record. Gene Ontology annotation, molecular function: N,N-dimethylaniline monooxygenase activity; NADP binding; flavin adenine dinucleotide binding.